AUGGCGCACAGGGUCCAACUAGCGUUGUACGACUUGUCACGCGGAAUGGCGAAAGCGAUGAGUAUGGCAAUACUGGGAAAGCAGAUAGACGGAAUCUGGCACACAGGUCUCAUCGUUUACGGGAAGGAGUACUUCUUUGGUGGCGGCCUGCAAAGCAUGCCCCACGAGCAGUUCGUCCAGAUGCACGGAGGGGUUGGGCCAACCGAGUACAUCGAGCUAGGGUCUACCGACCUCACAGAGGAGCUCUUCGAAGACUUCAAUCGAGAGGUACAACCGCGCUUCACGGCUCAAACGUACGACCUGAUGAAGCACAACUGCAACACGUACUCCAACGAGGCGUCUCAGUUUUUGCUUGGCAAGGGGAUCCCGGAGUACAUCGUCAAUCUCCCGCAAGAGGUGCUGAAUUCGCCCAUGGGAGGAAUGCUAAGGCCGCUCUUGGAACAAAUGACUACACAGAUGAACGGUGCAGAUCCCUACUCUGCUCUACACCAGCAGCAGCAACAGCAGCAGCUGGCUGGGGCGGGCGGCGGGGCAGGAGCAGCAGCAUCGCAGCCGACCCAGACACCAGGAGCGGCUGCGGCAGCAGCGGCCGAACAACGAGCUGCCGCUGCUGGAGUUAGUGUUGCCGAUCCUCCGCAGUGUAAGGCGGAUGGCUUCCCUAUCUUGGACAAGCACACCAAGCCUCUCGUUGGUUCGGACGCGGCGAAGGCGGCUCCAGGGGUGGUGGCACGCGUGAAGGCCUUGGGAGCCACCGUCGACGGGUUGCUUUCUGAGGAGGAAAGUGCGGUGUUGGACGCCCUCCCACCUUCGAUGGCUGCCACGAAGACAACCCCGGUCGCCCCGGGUAGCUUCCGACUCAUGCAGAAAAUCCUGAUCAAGGAUUCAGGCUGGCCAGAGAAGGCAGGAUUUUUGGCUCUCGUGCUGGUGAGCUUGAUGGUGCUGCACCAAGCGGAGGGUACCGAGAUGGAGGAGGCUAUGAUGCAGGUGGCCAAGCGAGUACAGACGGCAGGAGACGGACAAGAGCAGCUGUCUGCACAGGCGCUGUCCAUGGCCAUGUGCUCCGCCGCUAACUCCUUCGCAACCACGGGGGGAAGCGAGUACAUGGAGCGCGCGGACGUCAUGCCCGGGUGGCUUGAUUCUUCGCUCGCCGGAUUGCAGCACGAGCGGGGCGAAGUGCGCCAGAUGUGCUCCGCCCUCUUGAAUAACUUUUCGCUCGUGCUCUCCAACGCGAUCGCGAGUAAAACCGCUGCCGGGGGGACGGCGGUUGAGAUGUCGGACGAGACGACGCAGGUCCUCUUCGGAGCUUUGGACGGGUUGCAAGACGAGACCUCACAGUUGGUUGCGCUUCGACGUGUUUUAUCCGUAGGGAGGUUGGUGCGAGCGAGCGGUUCGGAAGCAGCAUCACUCAUCAACGAUGUGGGCUUGCGGGACCAGGUGGAGGGCUUUCUGAGCAAGACGAAGGAAGGAGAAGCCAAGAACGCCGCGGCAGAACUGCUGCGUCUUCUCGGAUAG
Molecule: messenger RNA, 1512 nt
Organism: Ectocarpus siliculosus
Lineage: Eukaryota; Phaeophyceae; Ectocarpales; Ectocarpaceae
Source: the annotation of a GenBank genome assembly